Postia placenta MAD-698-R-SB12 is the source of this 1145-nucleotide messenger RNA. RefSeq lists its product as hypothetical. Lineage: Eukaryota; Fungi; Basidiomycota; Agaricomycetes; Polyporales; Adustoporiaceae. The transcript has 3 exons. Gene Ontology annotation, cellular component: endoplasmic reticulum. The record is from RefSeq and is a predicted model, not a curated record. The coding region runs from base 1 to 1107 and encodes 368 amino acids.
AUGAGAGGGCUCGUCUGUCUACUGCUUACUGGACUGUCGCAGGCAGUCCGGGUAUAUCUCACACCCAACCCGUCUGUGCCAGCUGAGCUCUCGGCAAGUCAAGCAGGAGCUGUACUCGCUCGACAUCUUGGAUUGGACUACUAUGAGCCCCUGGAAGACGCCGAAUCGUAUGCCGCUGUGGCUCAGCAGGAGGCUUUCGUGGGGCGGGGAUCGGGUAGCGCUCUAUUACUGAGCAUACCGGAGGAGGACGCCGAAGAUGCCGUGCCAUCCUCUCUCAAAGAAUCAUUCGUUCUUUCCUCCUCUUCGUCUCUUUCUUCCCUGUCAUCUCUUGUGCCCACCUACCUUGACCGGGCACGCCACGCAUACACACAUGUAUUCGCCCAACCAAGUCUGCCCGAAGACGUGCCACGGAUCAUCGACAUAUUCUCUGUCCCAUCUUCCGCCUCGCAGACUUUCCUCUCGGAAAUGACCGCCAUUGUUGAUUUCCUCGAGUCCAACGACAUUCCGAACGACAAGUUUGCUGCGCUCGAGCUCCGGGGCCUCUCCGCCAUCGCUGCGGAACAUGGCCGAGACAGCGAGCAGUACCGCCUCGCCUCGGAGACCAUCCAGAGCACCCUUGAAGGCAUUCUUCAGUCUCGCGGUCUCAAGUUCGCGCUUGUGACAGCCCCUACGUCAGUGUUGGAUAUGAAACGGCAGGUCACGAGUGUCGCGCAACAACCGCCGCAGAGCCCGCUUCCCCCGCCCAUUGUUCACCCUGCGGAGCCGAUCGACGCGGUCACAACGUGCUACACCACUGCCGACGCGUGCGGAAACUCAACGAACGCGUGUAGUGGACACGGCCAGUGCGUGCAGGCAAGCAAGGGCAGCCGAACGUGCUUCGUGUGCUCGUGUGCUUCGACGAAGGACGUGAAGGGGCGGACGGAGUACUGGGCGGGCAGUGCGUGCGAACGGGAGGACGUGAGCGGGCCGUUUGUGUUGGUAGUGGGCACUGUAGUUGCAUUAAUUGUCCUCGUGGGCGGAUCGAUAGCUUUGCUAUCGAGCAUCGGGGAGCAGGAGCUUCCAAACACGCUAACGGGUGGCAUUGUACCCACGAACAAGAAAGAUUGAGGUUUCCGGACCGUUUCAAUGCAUUGUUCUUUGCAUCU